This is a messenger RNA of Momordica charantia (bitter melon), 1529 nucleotides long. RefSeq names its product golgi-to-ER traffic-like protein. The record is from RefSeq and is a predicted model, not a curated record. Gene Ontology annotation, cellular component: cytosol. Gene Ontology annotation, biological process: protein insertion into ER membrane. Lineage: Eukaryota; Viridiplantae; Streptophyta; Magnoliopsida; Cucurbitales; Cucurbitaceae. Gene Ontology annotation, molecular function: protein binding.
AACUAUUUAGCAAACUUAAAUUGUGCGUUUUGGAAAACCUUUUUGGCGUAGGGAUUGGAAGUGCAAUUUUCCUGAAAGUAAUUUUGAUAAAAGGAAAAAAAGCUUCCAAUCAACACAAACCUUCAUUUUUUCGAUUACAGUUCAGUUCUCGAUCGAACACAAAAAUCCUUCGGUUCUUCUUCUUCUUCUUCUUUCUUGUUCGAUUGGGAGGUUGAGGGCGCAUAGAAUAAACAAUCCUUUUUCUGGGGUUCUUAUUGAUUAAUUCAAUAUGGCGCACCCGUUGCAGAAGACCAUGUCGCGUGCGAGAUCCAGGCGGAUUGUACUGCCUCCGGUUCAAGAGCAUAUUUAUAAAAUAGAAGAAGUUAUUGAAGAGGGUGAUUACUACGGAGCUCAACAGAUGUACAAAACUGUCGGUGCAAGAUAUUUAGCUGCAGAAAAGUACUCAGAAGCCUUGGAUAUUCUUCAAUCUGGGGCAUGCACCCAAUUGAAACUUAAGCAGGUUACUUGCGGAGCAGAGCUUGCUGUGUUAUUCGUGGAGACACUUGUUAAAGGCCAAUUUCCUUAUGAUGAUGAUACUCUUGAUCGUGUUAGGAAAAUUUAUAAAAAUUUUCCUCAGAUUCCAUUACCUCUACAGUUGGGGGAAGAUGAUGAUGUGCAACAACUUUCGGAAGCACUUGGUGCGGCAAAAACACGUGUAGAAGGAUGUUCCUCCUUUCUGAAAGCAGCUCUAAAGUGGUCUAUGGAGUUUGGAUCGCACAGGAAUGGAUCUCCAGAAAUUCAUGUGAUGCUUGCUACAUAUAUAUAUUCUGAAUCACCAGAAGUGGACAUGGCCAAAGUAUCAUAUCACUUUGUUCGAGGAAAUAACCCCAAGGAGUUUGCUUCUAUAUUAGUGAACUUUAUGGGCAAGUGUUAUCCAGGUGAAGAUGACAUGGCUAUAGCACGGGCAGUUUUGAUGUACUUGUCUCUUGGUAAUCUAAGGGAUGCUAAUCACAUCAUCGAUGAGUUAAAGAAGAGAGAAGAAAGUGAGGGACUUGAGUUUCCUGAUUCAGAAUUGAUGGAGUUCAUCAUGUAUCUUUUGCUAACGUUGCAGAGAGAUGCUUUGCCACUUUUCAAUAUGCUGAGGGCAAAUUACAAGCCAAGUAUAGAGAGAGAACCUGCCCUGAAUGAGUUUCUUGAUGAGAUUGGAGAGAAGUUCUAUGGAGUACGGCGCAGAAAUCCCUUGCAAGGGAUCUUCGGAGAUUUCUUGAAGAUGAUGGGCUGAUGACGAGCGGCGAAUAGUGAGGUCCAGUUGAUUGCUGCCACCAGUUGACUGGUUCAGCUCCUCUGCUUCUGUGGUUCUUUAUGAAGGUGGAAUUGCAUAACCACAUGUUGGGCUUGUUCCCAAAAUUAGGUCAUGUGUCUCCUUUUUCUUUUUUGCAUCCACUAUUUGUUAUUGUUAUAUAAGUUACAUUUUUCUUCUUCAACAUUGAUGAUCACUUGACUCUUCAUUAUGAACUUUAUCGUUCAGAAACUUCUCUCUUGGGGAAGCA